Molecule: messenger RNA, 965 nt
Organism: Cydia amplana
Lineage: Eukaryota; Metazoa; Arthropoda; Insecta; Lepidoptera; Tortricidae
Product: spherulin-2A-like
Exons: 1
Coding region: 49-960 (303 amino acids)
Source: RefSeq, a predicted model, not a curated record
CUGCAGUUGCUUCGUUUGAUACUUGACGCAUAUUAUAAAAAAGCAGUAAUGUUGUUUCAGACACCAGUGUUAUUAAUAAUUGUUCCUUUAAUGGUAGAAGCCAGACUGACUAUAAAUAUAACAGUGGCGUCGCAUAAGAAGGACAUCAUUGUGAAGACAUCAGGUGCUGACUUGAAACUUAUAACAGACUUAGAGAUUCAAAUGUUUAAUUUUACUGACUUGAAUGUAAAUAGAGGAUUCCGAAUUGAACUUGGUAAAGUACCUGACAGUUAUUUUCUAAAAGAUCCUACGUUGUAUGAUGACUUAUUUAAACAGUUUGAAUGGGACCAAGUAAGAAGAAAAGUGUAUAUAAAAAAGAUUGAUGUUCAAGAAACCGUGUCCAGUGACGUUAUUCUGAAAGUGCAUAAAUUCAUUAAUAACUCCACAGCACCUACGCAUUUCAAUAUGAGCAGUUACGUCAAAGUGGAAAACGUUAUAUACUCAUCGUGGUCUAAAACGGGAGUACCUGACGAUGAUAUUUAUUAUGACCUUAUCAUCCACUUAAAUAAUAAUCAUUUUCAAUACGCCAAUAAAUGGAGAGAUUACCAAAUUAGAAGUAGAUAUCUAAAUGUUGGUCUGACUGAAAAAGGUCAGUUCGUAGUGGAUCCAUACACAUCUGUCACCAUGCGAUUAUCCGCACAUAAAACAAUUGUAUUAGUUAAAAUUGUGUACGCUGCACUUCUGACAGGCCAGGUCAUAGGUGAUUACGAAAGGUUAUAUGGGAAAUACCAUUUUUAUGCGCCGUCUGUGAAAAAUAUAAUGGAAGCUGCGAGUUUGAAGAAUGAAAUAAUUACGACAGAGCUUGUGGAGAUAAGAUGUUUUACGACGCCUAAGCUUGAUUUAUUUGAUGAAAAUGGCGGUAAAGUGAAUGUAGUGAGGCCGCCAGUAGCUUUGCGCACUAUAAAGAAAAGUCAUGUAUAAUUUAC